GCCGAGUCGAGGUAUUUCUCGUAAAAGAUCGUCCGUCUCAACAUGAUUGAGUGGUUUCAGUCGACCAUGCGGGGGCUGUUAACUGCCGCACUGCUCUUUUUUCUGCCAAAAGAGUCGGUGUGCAUUCAGGUGAAUGUUCCCCAGCAGGAGCGCAGCACGGCCCUGUUCAGCUCGGUGAUACUGCGCUGUGACUACUCCACCUCAGCCAACCCCCAAGAAGUCCUGGUCACCUGGAGGUACAAGUCCUUCUGCAAGGACCCAGUCCUUGAGUACUACUCCACGUCAUACCAGGCUGCUUUACAGUUGGGACAAGACCCAUCAAAUGACUGCCCAGAUCGCCAGCGGACGGUGCGCACUGUGGUCCAGAAGAGGGGAUCAAAUGAGGCUAUACUAGGAUCAGAGUAUCGUGAACGCAAGAUCUCUGUCCAGAACAAGGCAGACCUGGUGAUCAAUGAGAUUAUGUGGUGGGACAACGGUGUGUAUUACUGUUCCAUUGACGCUCCGGGAGACACCUCUGGAGACUCUGAUAAAGAAAUCAAACUCAUCGUCUAUCACUGGUUAACAGUGCUCUUCAUCGUCAUUGGAGCUCUCCUCCUCAUCAUGCUUUUUUGUAUAUGCUGCUGCCAGUGCUGCCCUCAGAGGUGCUGCUGCUAUGUCCGCUGCCCCUGUUGCCCAGAGCAGUGCUGCUGUCCUGAAAAAGUGGUGAUGCAACAUCGUAUGAUAAAGGAAGCUCAGAGGGCUAUGGCACCCUGGAUGGGAGGCCAGCCUGUGUAUGGCCCUAUGAGCCAUGCCUCCUCUUCCCAAAUGAACCCACUGCUGUACUCAGGAUCUGCUUCAGGGAAGAGCAUUCCUAUGCAGCCCAUGCCCCUCCCACCUCCUCAUUCUUCAGCCUACAGCAUGCCCCCACCCAGUGUCCAUGGUAACCAUACCCCUGCAAACACCAAUCAGAUGUUAGAUUACCUAGAGAACCAGAUAAGGGGGAUAGAAAUGACCAGUCCCCUUUUACAGGUAUGUCCUCCACCUCACCUCCAGCAGAUGCCACCUCCUCCCCAGCAAAUGCCCACAUCUGUCCCCUUUUCUGCUGGCCCUCCCAGUAUGCUUUCAGCCCUUGACGAGCAUGACCGCACAGAGCACCGCAUGAUCACACUUCCACCAAUCAGAGAGCAGCAGCCCAGCAGAGUGCCACCAUCUGCACCUAAGACACGUCCUCCAAGCUCCAGUGAGAGCAGCCGUAGUGGCUAUGCCCAUCGCCGUGAUGACCGCAGAAGAGAAGCAGCAAGACGUUAUCCAUCACCAGCCCGCUCAAGAGGUAUCCCUCGGAGCUACAGUGAGGAGUCCUUGGAUGGACGAGCUCGUGGGGCUCGGGGAGGGAUGGACCGCCCUCGUUCCCGUUCCCGGGAUGACCUGAUUGAAAUAAGGCCCCGAAGUAACUACUCUCCCCCAGCAUCAUGGCGAUCAAGACGUGGGUCCUGGAGCUCGGAUGAUGAAGACAGUAGUCGCAGAGGAGGAGGAGGAAGAGGUGCAAGGAGAGGAGGUGGAGGUUGGGGUGACAAACCUCCAAGCUACACAGAGUAUGAGCCCGGACAGAAACCAGGAGCACGGAGGAAUGAACAGUACUCUGACAAGAGAUCUCGCAGUGGCACCAGUGUCGUCAUCUGAUUCCUCCUGCGGUGAAACACCCAGUGGUCUCUGUUUAAGAGAACGUGCAAACCUCAGUAGAACUGGGAGCAGGUAGUUAAUAUUAGAGUGAAGCACAUCGUUUGGCUACCACUACACUUUUGCAGUGCUCUGCCAAUAAAGAU
Molecule: messenger RNA, 1802 nt
Organism: Lampris incognitus (smalleye Pacific opah)
Lineage: Eukaryota; Metazoa; Chordata; Actinopteri; Lampriformes; Lampridae
Product: immunoglobulin-like domain-containing receptor 1
Exons: 9
Coding region: 43-1659 (538 amino acids)
Cellular component (GO): plasma membrane
Molecular function (GO): high-density lipoprotein particle receptor activity
Source: RefSeq, a predicted model, not a curated record